AUGCUCUCUCGUAUUCAGCAAGACGCCGAGGCAAACACAUCUACGGGGCCAGAUCCGGCAGAGAGGCUCCGAGUCAGUGUGCGGCGGCAGCGGCAGCGGGAAACCGUAACGGCAACGGCUUCUUUCCCUUCGAACAGCUCAAGGCCGACGACGCUGGCGCAACAGGUGUCGAUAUCCGCCGGGAGGGACACUCCGCGGCCCUGGUCCUGCUUUCUUUCAUUCACCGCCUCACAAAAGCGGACGACGAGGUGGUUCUAUCAGCCCGGCCUUGUUACUCAGAUCCUCGGCGCUCUGAUGCAGGCUCUCUGGGGCGUGAUAAGCUCCGCGUGCGACAGGAAGCAUACCCGCGUCCCACCUCAGUUUGCCCAACAAUAG
Messenger RNA from Colletotrichum costaricense, 375 nucleotides. RefSeq lists its product as uncharacterized. The record is from RefSeq and is a predicted model, not a curated record. The coding region runs from base 1 to 375 and encodes 124 amino acids. The transcript is spliced from 2 exons. NCBI's taxonomy places the organism in Eukaryota, Fungi, Ascomycota, Sordariomycetes, Glomerellales, Glomerellaceae.